UGCCACGCUGCUCGUCAGUCGCUUUCAGACGCUCGCUGUUGCGAUAGCACGACCAACGGUUUACGGUCAACGGUUAACGGCUAACGGUAAAUCGGUGAAUCACGAACAAACCAACGAGACUCGCCCCGCUCUCUUUUCCUUCCGCUUUUCCCCAACCACCGUUCAGCGUCGGCAGCGUCGCCGUUGACGUCGACGUCGCUGCGAAAUCUUGGCGAAAAUCGCAACACUUGGCACAUAAGGGCAUCGAGAAUUCUGCUUGUUCCGCGGCAGAAAGUCAAGUGCAGCAACUGCGGCAGAAUCAGCAACAGAAGCAGUAGAAGAAGCAGCAGCAGCAGCAGCAGCCAUAGUAGCAGCCAUAGCAGCGAUUGUGGCAGAGUUUUCCAAGCUCGGCGGCAGAGAUUCACUCUCGGCCUGGCGCCGGCGUCAGCGUUCCACGGGUCCGUGAUUAGGUUUUACGGUUUCAGUCCGCUUGAUGACGCCGAAGCCAGCAGUUAUGCGCUUAGCAGCAGCCGCAGCAGCAGCAGCAUCAGCCCCAAAAGCAAAAGCAGCUUUAAAUCUGUGACACUUCCUACCCGUGACCCGUCGUUGCGUAUACGCCACCGUAACCCCAUUCAAAUCCGAAAUUCUAUUCGCAUGCCGUCGCGUAAUCCCAAAAACCACUGCAGUGCCAAUUCAAAGAACCAAAGCUAAAGUUAACAAAAAAUUAAAAAAAAUAAAAUAAAAUAAAAACACAAAUUAAAAAAGAAAAACUUGAAACGUGCUUGAAAUGGAUGUGGCCAAAUUGCAAGCCACUUCCGGUCAGCAUCUGAUGCAUCCGGCCGCACCGCCUGCCCACCAGCAUCACCUGCCCCUGGACUACAGCCUGGGUAACUUUAAGCCAGCCAUAGCGGCGGACUUUCCGGGUCCCUUCCUGACCAACCAACAGUCGUCCUCGGCCUCCAAUUCCGCCUCUACUUCCGGUUCUAAUCCCGCUUCCGGUACGCCUUCCGCCGUCGCUGCCUCCUCAACCGCCUCGCUGCAGGUGCGUGAUCUUAGUGCCCUGACGGCGAUGGCCACGAUACCCUCGCCCACCCAGCUGCUCCACCAGCGGAUGCAUCAGGCCCAGAUCUCUGUGGACGCCGCCCUGGGUCACCACCAGCAGGCGCCUCCGCCCCAGCCCCAGCCAACUCAGAAUCCUCCACAGCCGCAGAUGCCGCCGGGCUCCACGUCGCCGCACGAAUAUGCGCCCAUGUCGGCCUUCAAAGCGGUGCUGCCCAAGAAGCGAACUUCCGACGAUGCAUCUCUGGCAUUUAGCAUAAGCAGACUGGUCAAGACUGAACAACUGACGGCCAUGGUGGCCGCUGGCCUCAAGCCUCUAGCCCCGCUGGAGGACAACAACAAUUCCAUCUCGAUGCUGAGCAAGAACCACCAGCUGCAGCAGCACCACCACCACCAGCACCAACACCAACAACACCAGCAACAUGCCCCACACCACACCAACAACAACAGCGGAAGCAACCACCAACGGGUUAAGCCAGCCUUCAUAAGCGCCAGCGAACGACUGAGGAGACAGUCCAGAUCCCGGUCCAGGUCGAGGUCUCGCAGUCCUUCGCGCUGCUCCUCCCAGAUCGACAUGGAGGACACGGAGUCCCACCACUCGCAUCGCUCCUUGCACUCCCGCUCGCGAUCCCGUUCCCGUUCGCAUUCACGCUCCCGCUCCCACUCCAGCAGCUCUUCCGUGGAGCUGGAGGUAGACUCGCCACCCGGCAGUCCACGCAUCAGUUCGCCCAGCACCGCCUCCGCCUCUGCUUCCGCCUCCGAACUCCUGAUCACCGCCAACGGCGCCACCACCAGUAUAGGCUCCAAGAAGUCGGAUCUGUUCUCGGUAUCGGCGCUGCUGCGUCGGGAUGAGCCGCCCCAGAGACGGACGCCACGUAGUCCUCCGUUGAGCCAUCUCACCGCCAGCGGCCUGCCCAUGCCCUUCAAUCCCCUGGAGGCCAUGCGCCAGGGCUAUCCGCCCAACUAUGAUGCGGCCAUGUUCCAGCGUCCGCUCUUCUCGCCCGCCCUUCCCUUCUUUGCCGCCGUCGCCUUCCACCAGGGCCAGCAGCAGCAGCAGCAGCAACAACAGCAACAGCAGUCCGGACUGGCAGCAGGCUACCAUCCGGACUCGCAGGAAAAUCUCUUCCGACUACGGAGUCUCAUGGUGCCCCUCCAGUCCGCCGGACAAAACAACUCCACAGCAGCGGCGGCGGCAGCAGCAGCAGCUGCGGCAGCCGUCGGCGUUGGGGUGGGCGUGGGAGUCGGUGUGCCACCCAAUGGCGGGCAUCUGGGUCUGCCGCAUUCGCCGCACCUGCACCACUUCCAUCAUAUGGCCGCCAAGUGGCCGGGCCUGCACCAAUUCAGCGACCUGUACUCGUGCAUGAAGUGCGAGAAGAUGUUCUCCACGCCCCACGGCCUCGAGGUGCACUCCCGCCGGACACACCAUGGCAAGAAGCCCUACGCCUGCGAGCUGUGCAACAAGACCUUCGGCCACGAGGUCAGCCUCAGCCAGCACAGGGCGGUGCACAACGUGGAGAAGGUGUUCGAGUGUAAGCAGUGUGGUAAGCGUUUCAAGCGCUCCAGCACUCUGUCCACCCACCUGCUCAUCCACAGCGACACGCGGCCUUAUCCAUGCAACUAUUGUGGCAAGCGCUUCCACCAGAAGAGCGACAUGAAGAAGCACACCUACAUACAUACAGGUGAAAAACCACACAAGUGCCAGGUGUGUGGCAAGGCCUUCAGCCAGAGCUCCAACCUGAUAACCCACUCCCGCAAGCACACCGGCUACAAGCCCUUCUCCUGCAAACUGUGCCACAAGUCCUUCCAGCGGAAGGUGGACCUGCGCCGCCACAAGGAGACCCAGCACACCGACCUGCGUGUCCACCUGGGCAAAGUGGACUUUAUGUCGGCAGCGGCGGCGGCAGCUGCCUCUGUGGAACUGAAUGCAGUGGCAGCAGCCGGAGCUGGAGCGGGAGCGGGGACGUUACCAGGCGCCGGACCCGGAGGAGUAUCACCAGCGAACCAGACCCCCAGUGCGGCGGGCGGAGGAGCACCCCAGAUGGGCACUCUCAAUUGCCAGAAGGUCUCCCUGCUGGUUUAACCACCCUGACCCCGACCCGGGCCCAGGUCCAGACCCACACUCAGAUCCAAAUCCAAUCCCCAAAACCAAACCAAACUGAAAUCCAAAGCAAACCGCAAUCAUUGUGCAAUAGAUGGCAAGUGAAAAGCAUCGUCAGGCAUUUUCCUGUACCGUCUCCCAUUUGAAAAUUGCUUGAAAUUAAAUCCAAAGGAGAAAUAUUAAAACAAUUUAAAUAACUUUAAGCCAGCCAUAAGCCAGUUAAACCGUAUUUCCAAUGUUGCCAAAAAAAUAAAUAAAAACUAACGAUGAAAAUACCAAAGAAAAUGUAAGAAUGAAUUAAAUCAAACACUAUAGUCAGACUCCAACAAUUCUCAUAACAAUUUAAAUAUUAUUGCCAUAUAGCUCGCUGAACUUUUAUUGUAAGGACAUACCAAAGGACAAUUUUCACGUUUUUCUUUAUGUAUGUGAUGUUUUUGUUUCGGUGGCUCGAGUGCCAGAAUAAAAUCAAAAUUUAACAACAAAAUAUAAUAAAAUAAAUCCAAAAAAUUCAUCAAUAUGAACUGUGCGUGUCGUACUUUGUAAAUGUAAUAAAAAAUAAAUCCAAAAAAUGAAAUAAAACGGAAACGAAAAUUUAAUGCAAAAUUUUCCAAGUUUUCGCUUCUAGAUAGUUGUGAAAUUUUAACAGAAUCGCUGUAUUAUGCAAACUAUUUUGAUAUUAUAUCAUUCCAAUGAAUUUAGUCUAAUUAAUAAAUUUUUUAACUUAUUUAUACAUAUUGAGUGUAUGUAUGUAAAAACAGCUAAACAAAUAUAUAUGUAUACAUUUUCUUUUUAAUGUUUAACACAAAAUAAUGUAUGUAAUAUUAAAAUAACAAUUAUAAAGACAAGAAUUAAUCUACAUUCUAAGUAUUUUUAUGUUUUCAAAAAUAAAUUGAAUUUAUUA
Drosophila ananassae is the source of this 4037-nucleotide messenger RNA. It is a transcript of the gene sens-2, whose product is annotated as zinc finger protein sens. NCBI's taxonomy places the organism in Eukaryota, Metazoa, Arthropoda, Insecta, Diptera, Drosophilidae. The record is from RefSeq and is a predicted model, not a curated record. Bases 767 to 3118 code for a protein of 783 amino acids. The transcript has 5 exons.